Molecule: messenger RNA, 2898 nt
Organism: Hydractinia symbiolongicarpus
Lineage: Eukaryota; Metazoa; Cnidaria; Hydrozoa; Anthoathecata; Hydractiniidae
Exons: 9
Coding region: 119-2335 (738 amino acids)
Biological process (GO): positive regulation of DNA-templated transcription
Cellular component (GO): nucleoplasm; chromatin
Molecular function (GO): ubiquitin-protein transferase activity; zinc ion binding
Source: RefSeq, a predicted model, not a curated record
UUCGACAGUCACUGUGGGGGAGGGAUCGAUUUAUGAGGAAUGAUUCCCAGAAAAGAUGUUUCUUCUUUAAAAAAAAGGGAACCAACAAGACUCAGCUAGCUAGUGAUGUCAAAUUGCUAUGGCCUCGAACGACAGUUUAAAGUCUGAGUUGGAAAAGCUUUGUGAAUGUUUAAUAUGUUUGGAUCGUAUGGAAGAUCCUCGAACACUUCAUUGUGGACAUUCAUUUUGCAAAGAAUGCUUGGAAAGUCUUGUUAAAUUCGAAGAUAAUGGGGUGGCUCGAAUUAAAUGUCCGAAUAGAUGCAGAGAUCAUGUCCUGCCUCCAAAUAAAAGAGUUGACUUAAUCAGCUGUAGCUUACCAAUGAAGCAAAUGCUAGGUGUUAUGCAGCAACAACAUCCUUUGGAAAGACAGUAUGUGAAGUGCAAUGAAAAAGAUUGCCCAAAGGCAGUGGAGAUAUAUUGCAAAGAAUGCCUUCAGUAUCUCUGUUUAAAGUGCUCAGAACAGUUACACAAAAGCUUAUCUGGCCAUACCUUGAUACAUGCUAAAUAUUCCACAAAAAAAGAAUCCAUUGAACCAUAUUGUGUAGACCAUAAAUGCUUUCAACGAUAUACUUGCACAAGCUGUGAUGCCACUUUUCUUUGUAUGUAUUGCAAACAAUUGUACCACAUAGACCACAACGUUUCUUUAUUAAACACACAUGUUUUGAAGGAAUAUUUUACCAGCCAAAAAUUAAAGUUGCAAAAUCUAAAGUGCGAUUCUGGUCACGUAUCUGCUCAUGCAGACACAUUAAAAAAACGAUUGCGCAAUGCCAAACUAUGCCUAAUUAAUAAUUUUAUUCUAAAAGCUAAUGAAACUGAAAACAUGUUAUUGGUGAAGUACGAUGCGAAGCGAAAAACCAUUUUAGAUGACUUCAAGGAAAUAAAUGUACACAAGCAAGCUUUAUUAGGCCAACUUGAGUUAUUAGAGAAAAAGACUGACAUGCAGAUUAUGCUAGAAUCGGGAAAACUGGUUACUGAUGUUGAAUCUUUUAUGUUAAGCAAUCAACAUCUGCUUGAGUCAGCUGAACAAGUACCAACAAUGCAGAUUGCUACAGACUUUGACAUUGCUGGAACACUUCCUUUGGGAUUUAUAGACAACACAAUUUUAGAGUGCCGCAUUAAAGGUGUAAACUUUUCAUCUGAAGCACCAAUAGAGUUGUUGAACUGUGACGGCAUAGAAGAAGUAACCAAAGACUUACUGACUUGUCAAUUAAAUGAUGGUAAUGGCAAUAAUAUCUUACCCUGGAAAAGAAGUGGUCAGUUAUGUGAAGAAGCUUUUCUUUCAGGUGAUGAAUUCAAUAUGUCUGAAGUACUGUAUCGAAUGUUUCAAGAUGUUGUGAGAUUCGGAUUUUCAAGUUAUAUUUCCUCUGAUCAAUACAUCCAACAUUCUGCAUAUGUUCGUUCGUUGUUUCAAGCGAGAUAUAACCUAGUGGUUGAUCAAUGCAAGUGUGCAUCUUGUAAUACCUCCAUGUUGCCAGAGUUAUAUCAUUGUCGCAUUUGCAAUAUAGACUUGUGUUCGGUUUGCUAUCGGCUGAAUAUGGGUUUGCUGGUGCCUAAUCAUUUGAAAUAUCAUAAGAUGGAUUAUUUGAGUGACGUUUGUGCUACCUGCAAGAGCUACAUCGUUGGAAAGUAUAUUCACUGCAAAGUAUGUAACCUCAACGUUUGUGCUUAUUGUUAUCAAACGUGCAAGUUUAAGCAUGAUGAUCAACAUCAAAUAUCAGUUUUGAAAUAUAAUCUUGGAGAACUUAUUGACUGUAUGUCAGAAGAAAAGGAAUUACCGCUGCUGACUCUUCAUUCAAGGUAUUUUUCAGAUGCUCUAAAAAUAGGCGUUGGUGAAUGGAAGAAUUCAUUUAGCAAUUGGGAUGGGAAAAUUCAGAAAAAUAUGAAGCUAGCUGUUGCAAGAUUUUCAGAGGAAGGUUUAAGCAAUGGAAUGAUUUGCAACUCAUGCUUGGUUGAUCUUGCUGGGAAGUGGUAUCGGUGUUUAGACUGCUUUGACCUUGAUGUGUGUGACUUAUGCUACCUGAAAGGAAUUAGGAAGACAGAAUUUACAAACGGUCAUGAUGUGAAACAUACAAUGAUGAGUUUUCGAUACAAAUGCACCAAUUGUCGAGGAUUUAUAAUUGGCUCGAUUUAUAGUUGUGCAGAUUGUGUAAAGAAUGAGUUGUGUACUCUGUGCUAUAAAUCAAAAAAAUUUCCAUCAAGUCACAAGAGCUCUCACAGGAAUAUGAGAAAACAUCACAAUUAUGCUUGUAGUGGGAGAGAGUUGGAACAUAUCGCUGAUUGGCCUGUCGAUAUUUGAGAGAAUCAUAAAGUAUAUACACUUCGCGGUAUAAGCUGUUAUAUUUUGCAAGUUUUAUUACAAUAAUAAUUACAAUAUUAAUUCAAUAUUUGUUAUGUAAUUAUUGUUUCAAUUUUGAUAAAAUAUUUAAGUUUUAAAGUUGCUUUUAACUCUUUUAAUAAAAUUUUAUAUAAAAGAAACUUGCGAUAAGUUUGUGUAUCUUUAAGAAUAUUAAUGUGGCUUUUUGUAAAUCCUGGUUGAAUAACUAUUAUUUUAAUUUUUUAUUUUAUUUUUUAUACACACCGGAGCACUUUUGUAGCCCUUUGUAAAAUCAAAAUAUAGAAUAAUGAUGUUAUUAAGUUGGUGUUGUUUGGUUUGUUUUCUUGUUGUUGUUGUUGUUGUUGUUGUUGUUUGUUGAAAAAGUAAUGUGUCUUUUAUCUAAUCAAUUAUGGAUAUCAAAUAUCUAAUCUUUGGCCUCAGGUAUACUUGGUUAUCCAAUACAAUAUCAAAUAUCAUAUGGAUGCUGUUUUUUUCCUCAUUGCUUAUAAAAUUUCUCCUGACUAUCAGCUCCGCUUUUGUGUAAG